Rhizopus microsporus ATCC 52813 is the source of this 690-nucleotide messenger RNA. RefSeq lists its product as uncharacterized. The coding region runs from base 46 to 639 and encodes 197 amino acids. The transcript has a single exon. Lineage: Eukaryota; Fungi; Mucoromycota; Mucoromycetes; Mucorales; Rhizopodaceae. Gene Ontology annotation, molecular function: protein binding. The record is from RefSeq and is a predicted model, not a curated record.
CUCUCUCUUUUUUCUUUACUUUGUUCACUCUUUUUCUCAGACAAAAUGGGAUUAUUUUCAAAAUUUAAUAAAUCACCUAAUACCAGUAAUAGUGCACCACCACCUUACAGUGCAAGCAAUAAUAUGAGCACAAGCUACGCACCACCAUCACCUCCUCAGCAACACGAUAAUCCUGAUAAAAGACCAUUACCUCAGGGAUGGAUAUCACAAUAUGAUCCUAAUUCGAAAAAAUUCUUUUAUGUCUAUACGCCUACCGCAUUACGCCAAUGGGAGCAUCCAGCCGAUAAACCAUUGAAUACAAGAGGAGAGAGUAACUCUUACUAUCAGCAGCCACAACACCAACAACCAUAUCAACAAUCUCAACAGUAUCCAUACCAAUCAUCGCCGUAUCAACAACAGCAACCUAUCAUGAUGCAGCAACAACCUCGCUAUGGUAUGAGUGGUGGAGGAGGAUAUGGUAAAAUGGCUGCUGCGGGUCUUGGUGGAGGUCUUUUAGGCUUUAUGCUUGGUGAUGCUAUUGGUGAUGCUAGCCAUCCAGACAUUAUUGAAAAUAACUACUAUGGCAAUGACUAUAAUGAUUACGGUGGUGGUGGAUUUGAUGGCGGAUUUGAUGACAACUUUGAUCAAAUAGGAUUCUAAGCUCUGUGCAUGCGUGUGUAUAUAAUUAUUGUAUUAGAAAAUAAAAUGCAC